AUUCUGAAUUAUAUCCAUAGAAACUAGACAAUUAUUUUUGAAAAAUAAGUACAGCAAAAAUCUGUGAUUGAUGUAUCUCUAGCUGCCUAGUGUCAGAUAACUUUCUGACAUUGAAAGCAAAUUUGUAACUGCCGUUCUUCACUGAGUCUCAAAAGGAUGGUGGGGAUGACACAUCCCCGUGGAAAAGAAGGCCGACACGUAACAUUUCGGGGAAUUGACGACGUCAUCCCUCCGAGAAGCCACGAGGAGACAGAUUUCGAAGAUGAUGACUCCUCGACAUCACUUCAUAAAUCAGUGUCCACCCUCAGCGACUACAUCGCAGCAGGUUACGUCCCUGAGAAGCCGUGCUUCAUGUGCCGGCUGAGGCACCCGGAGGAGACGCUGACCCGCCUGUGCCGCUGCACGACGCUGCUCGUGCACCAGGAGUGCUGGGAGAGCUGGCUGGCCUCUUCGGGCGAGGACAAGUGCCCUCUGUGCGGCGAGCCGUACAAGCUGCGGCGGCACUCGCCCUACAGCGCGCUGGGCGGCCUGUGGGUCUGGAGCACCGGCCACGCUAGCAAGGUGCAGAUGCUGACUCUGCUCCUGCUGGCGGCGGCGGCGACUGACGCCGUGCUGCUCGGACUGCACGUGGCGCGGGCCAAGUCCUUGAGCUGGCUCGCGCUCCUCGCCAGCGCCUCUCUCGUGGUCCAGGCGGCGGUGCUGAGGAGGCUGUGGUCCAAGAGCCACGUCUCCUUCAGCAGGUGGCUCGCCGGCACGACCACCGUCACUCUCCUGGAGCCGCCCGCCGAGGACCGCUGACCUCCGGCUCUGCCUCUACCUCUACCUCUACCCUCCUUCCUCCUUCCUCCUUCCUCCUCUACUUCUACCUCCUCCCUCCUUCCUCCUCUACCUCUACAUCUACCCUCCUUCCUCCUUCCUCCUUCCGCACCACACGCACGCACAUGCAGCAUCGCAAAAGAGAAUGAAUAAAUGCAGUGUAAUCUUUGUGUUCAUGCUGCAUAAGUGA
Molecule: messenger RNA, 1006 nt
Organism: Bacillus rossius redtenbacheri
Lineage: Eukaryota; Metazoa; Arthropoda; Insecta; Phasmatodea; Bacillidae
Exons: 4
Coding region: 157-798 (213 amino acids)
Molecular function (GO): zinc ion binding
Source: RefSeq, a predicted model, not a curated record